AAGCUCCGCCUAGUCCCCACUUUUAAGGUGCUUCCAACUCUGUGAUUCGCCCUUUGUCCUGGAGGUGGUGCAGUGGCAGCUCUUCUUCUUGGUUGGUGCUCUGAGAACUACGUUACCCAGAAGCCUCCAUGACUCUCGGCCAAUGAAGGCCCAGUGAAGGGGUGUUUCCGUUCGUGAGGGCGAUGUUGGGGUGGGAUUUCCUGUUUCCUUCUUGGGCGGACAUUUUUUUUUGGUUUUGGAUUAGUCCUCCUCCUCAGUCUCGUGGACGCACAGUGAGACCCGAGUGACACGAGAGGAGGAGGUUCUUCCCUGAACGGAGGCGAGCCUGAGGCUUGGCUGUGGCGCCUCACAUGUCCCCUGGCUGCCGAAGCCCGGUUCCUCGCACUUGUCUCCCGCCUGUUAUCCUCUCUCCUCCCCCGCCUUCUCCCGUCCACAGGUUCAGAUGGCGCAGGUAACCUUCGAGGACGUGUUCAUGCACUUCUCCCAAGAGGAGUGGGGGCUCCUUGAUGAGGCUCAGAGGCUCCUAUACCGCGAUGUGAUGCUGGAGAACUUGGCACUCACAGCCUCACUGGGAUAUGCAUCUUCCAUGCCCCGUGGGGUGGCUCCACUGGAGCUGUGCAACGAAUCCUGGCUAUCAAACUGGGCACAUAUGACUACAGCCAUGACCAGAGAGGCUCAGGGUUCUUGGCAUAAAAUGGAGGAUAAGAAAAUAAUGUUUAAGCAGAGGGUCUCUACAGAAGGAGCAUCACAGGCCAGAACUCCCAAGGUGGGCCCUUCUACCCAGAAAGAAGCCUAUCCCUAUGAGACAUGUGGUCCGGUCUUGAAAGACAUUUUGCGCUUGGCCGAGCACCAAGAAACACACCUUGGGCAGAAACCAGGGGGGAAACAAUUCUGCUUCAGUGUAGACCUUAACCACCAGAAACAGUAUGGUGGAGAGAAAUCCUUCAGAAGAGACAAGGGCCAGGACUUUCUUGUGAACAGCUGCUCUGGCCAGCCAUUGGAAAUACCCUUUAUGACUGUGGAAGGUUGUAAGGACUUCUCGACUAACUCAGGCAUUUUCCAGCACCACGCCCCUUGCAGUGAGUGGAAGCCACACACUGGACAAAGGCAUUAUGAGUGCAGUGAAUGUGGGAAAACCUUCAACCGCAAAGACUCUCUUGUCCAGCACCAGAGAGUCCACACUGGAGAGAGACCAUAUGAGUGUAGUGAGUGUGGAAAAACCUUCAGCCGCAAACCCAUACUUGCUCAGCACCAGCGAAUCCACACUGGAGAAAUGCCAUACGAGUGUGGUGUAUGUGGGAAAGUGUUUAAUCACAGCUCCAACCUCAUUGUACACCAGAGAGUUCACACUGGAGCAAGGCCUUACAAAUGUAGUGAGUGUGGGAAAGCCUAUAGCCACAAAUCCACACUUGUUCAGCAUGAGAGCAUCCACACUGGAGAAAGGCCUUACGAGUGCAGCGAAUGCGGGAAGUACUUUGGUCACAAAUACAGACUCAUUAAACAUUGGAGCAUUCACACUGGUGCGAGGCCUUAUGAGUGCGUAUCCUGUGGGAAAUUCUUUAGCCAAAGUUCUGACCUUAUUGCACACCAGAGGGUCCACAAUGGUGAAAAGCCCUAUGAGUGCAGUGAGUGUGGGAAAGCCUUUAGCCACAAACAUGUGCUUGUUCAGCACCAUAGGAUUCACACUGGGGAAAGGCCAUAUAAGUGCAGUGAAUGUGGGAAAGCCUUUAGGCAAAGGGCUUCCCUUAUCCGACACUGGAAAGUUCACACUGGAGAAAGGCCAUAGGAUACUGGGAUAAGUCAUCUCCUUGUUCACCAGUGAGAAGAAGUGCUGUGACUUUGAGAGUAGCCAUCAACUGGAAUUUGAACCCUGUCAAUCUGAACACCCAUUCCGGGGAGAUUCUUCUGAGGGCCUCUUCCGUGGGAAGCUUUCUAGAACAAUAUUGUACUUUGUCACCUGCCCAGGAUCCCUGCCAAAAUUCCAUCACUGCCAGUGUCUCUGAAAGAAGCCAUCCUUCUAUGCAAUGGCAGGGUGCCACAUUGUGCAAAUAUCACCCCAACAAGCUCUGUUAGGCACACCUGUGCUGCUCCUUUUCCUACAGGGAAUCCUCAGUAUCCUGAGCCCAUUGAUCCUAGUCCUUCCUGUCCCCCCUGCCCUGGCUUGUUUAAGCAUGGACAUGGCCCAGUUUCAGCCAGGAGGAUGCAAGUUUUGUUUGCUGGCUGCUUGCAGAGCAGGAUUCCAGUUUUUGUGGACUUACUGGGGUCAUGUGGCACUCAUGGUAGAUUUGUCCAUCUUCUAAGUUCCCUAACUUGGGAAAUGCCUGCCCCAGUAUUGUGGUGUUUCAGCAAAUGCCUUAAUUUUUAAACCUGGGGUCUUAAUCUUUAAUCUUGGGGUUUCAGUUUACUCUGUAGGCUGAGUGGAGGACAGAAGCAGGCUCAGCCUACAUGAAGGGAUGGGCAGCUUGAGGAAGUGCUCAGUGUUCUGAAUUCAACAGCAGACACAACGACUCAUUCUAAUUUCCACCUAACUCGCACUGCUGUUCAAGGCCUCCUAGGGAAGAACACCAGUCUGUGUGGGCCUAACCUUUUGUCUUGUGUGCCAGGAUUACCUGUGAGACUUUGGUGGACAUUUGUUGUGGCAACCACUGGUCGGUCUGGGAACACCAUGCAUUGGGUCCCUUGUUCCCAGGGGAUGUUUCAUAUUUUCUUGCCCUCUUGAGGAGAACCUGACCCCCUUGGGCUUGCCAACAGCCCUGAAAUCUAAUAUUUAGUAGGCAAAUGUCACUUUCCCCUAAAAGACUAGGUAGGAAUCACAAUUGGUACAGAGACACUGAUUAAUAUGGAAUUGGGGGAUUGCAGCAAACCUAGCGGAUGUAACUUCCAAAGGUGUAUCCACAAACAUUCCCUCCACUAUGGCAUUGGUAUGAGGGCUUACAGAAAUUCUCAGGGCUCCCAUAUUUGUGUGUCUACUGUGGCUGUGGUCACUAUCAGAGAAAUUAAACAUUUUCUAUAAUAAACUACCUAUUUAUAGUGUACAGUUUGAUAUGGUCCAAUGCGUUUGCACUUGUGAAACCAAGUUCCUGAUUCCCGUUAUAAUCCCUCUCUUGACCCCAUUCCCAGGCAAGCACUCUUGUCACUAGAUUUGUGUUUCCUAGAAUUUUAUAUAUGAUGUAUAUGGACUAAUUUCAUAUUUACUUAUAUAUCUGACUUUGCAUGGUUAUGUUGUGAUUUAUCAGUGUU
This is a messenger RNA of Phyllostomus discolor (pale spear-nosed bat), 3240 nucleotides long. RefSeq names its product zinc finger protein 772 (gene ZNF772). The transcript has 4 exons. Gene Ontology annotation, biological process: negative regulation of transcription by RNA polymerase II. The record is from RefSeq and is a predicted model, not a curated record. The coding region runs from base 443 to 1786 and encodes 447 amino acids. Gene Ontology annotation, molecular function: DNA-binding transcription repressor activity, RNA polymerase II-specific; RNA polymerase II cis-regulatory region sequence-specific DNA binding. Lineage: Eukaryota; Metazoa; Chordata; Mammalia; Chiroptera; Phyllostomidae.